GACGUUUUCGACGAUCCCAGUUCCCUUUUUUCAGCAACGGAGGGAGAACCGGCACUGGAAAGAGAGAGAAAGAGAGAUAUGCUUCAGAUCCGUUUGAGCAAGAUUCCGUCCUCGGAAGGUGGCGGCGGAGGGGCGAAACCGUUGCCGGUGGAGACGGUGACCGUUGCCUGCCCAGAUCACCUCGUCCUAGCCGACCUCCUAGUCGCCAAGGGCCUAGGGACCACAUCUGCUUCCUCCGUCGUCAAGACCGUUGGCCGUAGGUCCCGCCGCCACCUCGGCGAGAGGGUCCACUUCUGUGUCCGCUGCGAUUUCCCCAUCGCCAUCUACGGUCGCCUGAGCCCUUGCGAGCAUGCUUUCUGUUUAGAAUGUGCAAGAAGCGAUUCGAGCUGCUAUCUUUGCGAUGAGCGUAUUCAGAAGAUUCAGACCAUUAAAAUGCUGGAAGGGAUUUUCAUCUGCGCGGCCCCUCACUGUCUCAAAUCCUUCCUCAAGAGGUCCGACUUCGAAGCUCAUAUCCACGAAACCCAUGCUGACCUCCUACAACCCAGUGCAGAGAAGGAAGAAGGCAACGAAGCAGAAGCAAUGAACAUCUCAAGGCCCCCUUCUGCAGACCCACAUAUCAAGCAAGCUGCGCUGCCAGAUUCUUCUACUGCCCGCUCCCAGCCGAGGCCCAAUUUUUCACCCAAUUCAAACUCUCAGUCCCACGACCGCGAAGAUAAAGCUCGUCGUCACCAGCAGCCCAGAGAACAGCUGCCCCCAAAGCCGUUGCUACAGCUGAAGCCCCCACCUUUCUACAGCCGAAACCCACAUCAGCUGACCGAGCCACAGCCUGACAGCAACCCACACCAGGGCUUCGACAGGCCCUACAAUAGGUUCCAUCACCCACAGAACUUUGACAGCCAGGGUGGCCCCCCACUUUAUCGGCGAGACUCUGACCAGUUUCUCCCAGACAAACAGCCAGGUAUUCUAUCUGAACCGCCAUUUGCAGACUACCCACAACCUUUGAAUCCCCUUCAGCCCCUGAGUUUUCAGGGUCCACCAAAUGCAAACCAGGAGCCAAGUCCCCUGCCACAGUUCAACUAUCCUCCUUUUCCAGCGGAGGGAGGUCAACCCUUCUACAGCAAUAACUAUGAGCUGGCCAGGCCAGAAUUGCCAUCAGAGGGUGGGGGAUCAGAACAGGGGUCCUUGCUGGGUUUCCCACCUGCUGCCCCAGCAGGGGUUGGGGGUUUCUCGGACGGUUAUCCCCGACCAUGGAACAUGGGACUCCCAGGUAUACCGUUUGAACCAAUGCCUGUGGCGGCAGGCCAGGGAAUUCCUGAAGGGUUUGCAAACCCACCUGAUUCUCAGUGGAGAAUGCCGUUUUUCCAAGGUGAUUAUGGCAGGAUACCAGGAGGUUUGCCGAUGAAUUCUCCUCCUCUUGGUAAGGAGGGAUCUGAACAGCAGGGCAGCGCUGCAGACCAGAAGGAUGGCAAGGGCGUGUUAGCACCAGUUCCACUUCCACCUCCACCUCCGCUGCCGCCUCCACCACUAUCACAGCUCAAACGGGCGAAGUUUUCCAGCUCUGGAGAUAUGGGUAGAGAGGGUCAGGGCUAUGGGUGGCAAAAUGAAAAGCGUGGUUUUGGAAGUGGCCAGGAUUAACAAUGUUCAGCUUGUUAUUUUAUUUUUUCUGGUGUCGUGUAUAACUCUCUCUCUCAUGAGAUUUUGAUCAUUCUCAUGGUGCUGCA
Molecule: messenger RNA, 1721 nt
Organism: Magnolia sinica
Lineage: Eukaryota; Viridiplantae; Streptophyta; Magnoliopsida; Magnoliales; Magnoliaceae
Product: E3 ubiquitin-protein ligase HAKAI homolog
Exons: 3
Coding region: 79-1635 (518 amino acids)
Biological process (GO): regulation of cell adhesion; protein ubiquitination
Molecular function (GO): ubiquitin protein ligase activity
Source: RefSeq, a predicted model, not a curated record